ACGCUGCUUGUCUAUAUAAGCUGAAGAAAACGCAUAAAAAGCCAUGUUUUUAGAACGGCCUCAAGUACCUAAGAAGAAUCUCAAGUCUCGAUAGAUAUCUCAUUCCAAUAACAAUCCUAUUCAUCAUGAAGUUCCUCCAAACCAUCCUCGUUCUAGCUGUCGCCGCGAUGGCCACUGCCAACCCGGUGGCUGAGCCCGAUAACCAUCUUGACGCGCGGGCUGGAUGCUCGCCGAAGGGCAAGUAUUGCAAUGGUGGUACCUUUCUCUGCUGUGGCUCUAUGAAGUGCAAGAACAAUGUGUGCCAUUGAGAUAGUGGAUCGGUUGGGUAGCUGAUGGGUACUAUAAUAUCAUGAGGCUAUUGGUAGAAAAGUAAAACGGCUUGAGAGAGAGGCGUGACAUGAACUCUUUGUUGAAUGGCAGGCAUGCGAAGCCUCUCUACGUACUAUGCAAGCAAAAUGCAGGAAUGAAUUUAUUUAGACUAAGCUUCAUGACGGUUCUCUGCUUACCACUGCCACCUAUUGCUAUAUACUUCCCGACCUCUUUGUAUUCCAGUGAUAGUUCAUGAUUGUGUCCGCAUGCCCAGCACUCACAAGAUACGAUACCUACCCCCUUCACAUAUCUUUUUCAUCUGAAAUUUCCGGACCACAACAACAUUCGAAACUCAAGCUGUGUAGGAUUAUUACUCAAACCCAAGAGGCCAUUUCGCAAUGAUGGUAUGUUUAGCCUUCAUUCCCAGACAAGCGUGUGACCCGUUUCUUUGAGACGGCUACGCUCAACGAGCCUGCUAAAGAGGGCAUCAUUGUCCAUGAAAAUAUUCAUAG
Molecule: messenger RNA, 821 nt
Organism: Aspergillus alliaceus
Lineage: Eukaryota; Fungi; Ascomycota; Eurotiomycetes; Eurotiales; Aspergillaceae
Gene: rodD
Product: protein rodD
Exons: 2
Coding region: 126-308 (60 amino acids)
Source: RefSeq, a predicted model, not a curated record